AUGUCCGGAGCCCUUGCCGUCCUGCAGAUGAAGGAGGAGGGUGUCCUCAAAUUCCUUGCUGCAGGCACCCAUGUAGGUGGCACCAACCUUGACUUCCAAAUGGAACAGUACAUCUACCAAAGGAGAAGUGAUGGCAUCUCCAUCAUAAACCGGAAGAGGACCUGGGAGAAGCUUCUGCUGGCUGCUCGCGCCAUUGUGGCCGUUGAAAACCCUGCUGACGUCAGCGUCGUCUCUUCCAGGAACACUGGCCAGCGCGCUGUGCUGAAGUUUGCUGCGGCCACUGGAGCUGCUCCAAUUGCUGGGCGCUUCACUCCAGGAACCUUCACUAACCAGAUCCAGGCAGCCUUCUGGGAGCCACGGCUUCUAGUGGGGACUGACCCCAGGGCUGACCCCCAGCCCCUCACAGAGGCCUCUGACGUUCACUUGCCCACCAUUGCUCUGUGUCACACAGAUUCUCCUCUGCGCUACGUGGACUUUGCCAUCCCGUGUAACAACAAGGGAGCUCACUCCGUGGGCCUGAUGUGGUGGAUGCUGGCCCGGGAAGUUUUGCGCAUGCGGGGCACCAUUCCCUUGGAACACCCGUGGGAAGUCAUGCCUGAUCGCUACUUCUACAGAGACCCAGAGGAGAUUGAAAAGGAAGAGCAGGCCACUGCUGAAAAGGCUGUGCCCAAGGAAGAGUUGCAGGGCGAAUGGACUGCUCCUGCUCUCGAGUUCACUGCUGCUCAGCCCGAGGUGGCCGACUGGUCUGAGGGCAUGCAGGUGCCCUCUGCGCCGAUCCAGCAGUUCUCCACUGACUGGAGCGCUCAGCCCACAACUGAAGACUGGUCCACAGCUCCCACUGCUCAGGCCACUGAGUGGGUAGGAACAACCACUGAGUGGUCCUAA
Echinops telfairi (small Madagascar hedgehog) is the source of this 885-nucleotide messenger RNA. RefSeq names its product 40S ribosomal protein SA-like. Gene Ontology annotation, molecular function: laminin receptor activity; structural constituent of ribosome. Gene Ontology annotation, biological process: cytoplasmic translation; ribosomal small subunit assembly. The record is from RefSeq and is a predicted model, not a curated record. Lineage: Eukaryota; Metazoa; Chordata; Mammalia; Afrosoricida; Tenrecidae. Gene Ontology annotation, cellular component: ribosome; cytosolic small ribosomal subunit; 90S preribosome.